AUUAGCCAGAGGGGCUGCGCCUGCGCCCCGCCCCGCCCCAGCCCUGAAAGUCCCGGCGUCCGAGGGUCCGGCCCCAGAGGCAGGCUGCUCCUUCUCCGCCCCGGACUCAAUUCCAGACCAAAGCUGAAAAAAUGGCUGAUCUGAUGGAUAAUAAAGUUCUCAUGGCCUUUGCCUCCUAUGCAACAAUUGUUGUUUCAAAGAUGAUGUUUAUGAGUACUGCAACUGCAUUCUUUAGAAUAACGAAAAAGGUUUUUGCCAACCCAGAAGACUGUGCAAGCUUUGGCAAAGGAGAGAAUGCCAAGAAAUAUCUUCGAACAGAUGAGAGUGUGGAGCGCGUACGAAGAGCCCACCUGAAUGAUCUGGAAAAUAUUGUGCCAUUUCUUGGUAUUGGCCUUCUGUAUUCCCUGAGUGGUCCAGAUCUCUCCACAGCUCUCCUGCACUUCAGAAUCUUUGUCGGAGCACGGAUCUACCACACCAUAGCUUAUCUGCUGCCCCUUCCCCAGCCAAACAGGGGCCUGGCCUUUUUUGCUGGAUAUGGAGUUACUCUUUCAAUGGCUUACAGCUUGCUGAGGAACAAAUUGUAUCUGUAAAGGCCAUCACGUACCAUGUCAUGCAACUGUUUUCUUUUUAAGAGUUCUCUACUUUCGGUAUACAGUAUAAUGUAUAUUUGGAGGGUUUUUAGGGAGAAGGAAAGUGGAGAAAUUAAGAAUUUAGGGAAAUCCAUUUUAAAGAUCAGUGCCAGUGACAUCCUUUAUUUUUGUUUUAUGUUUGCAUUAGAAAUUUUACACAAUAGUUAAUUUUUUUUGUCUGAUUCUUAAGUACUUCAUCGUGAAUGUUGAUUAUGUUAUAAUUUGUAACAUCGUGAGUAUAAAAAUGAUCAUAUGUAUAGGAAACAUGUUUAAAUACUGCUUAAAUAGUCUUGGGAAAUAAAUAACUUAAAGAAUGA
Messenger RNA from Heterocephalus glaber (naked mole-rat), 946 nucleotides. It is a transcript of the gene Mgst1, whose product is annotated as microsomal glutathione S-transferase 1. Gene Ontology annotation, cellular component: membrane; mitochondrion. Gene Ontology annotation, molecular function: glutathione transferase activity. The record is from RefSeq and is a predicted model, not a curated record. Lineage: Eukaryota; Metazoa; Chordata; Mammalia; Rodentia; Bathyergidae.